CUUCAUAGGCCGGGACAAGCCCGGCAGGGACCACACAGGGGUGACUAUGGAAUUGUUUGGGAAAGAAGGUUCGUCAGGAGUGGAAGUAUGACCUCCUGUUCUGGUUCAGCCCCAAUGUGGCUGUGUGACAUGGACAGAUGAGCUGUAGCUUGGCUGUGGCAGAGUUGCUGAGUGGGGCAGAGUUUGGGACGGGUCUGUUGCGCUAUACCUGCUGGAGGGAGGAAGGAACCGCUGAAGAUCCAGUCCCAAAGACUGGGCAGAAGAGAGGCAGGUCAGAGAUGGAUCUGCUGCUGGCUUCUUCCUGGAGUCCUCCUCAGAGGCUGGGUCAGGACACAGCAGUUCUGCCAUUAGGGUUAAGGAUAGAAAUUGACACUUCAUCCAGAGAAAACUGGAUAGAGCCUGGCCGAGGGCAACUCAAGAGUUAACCUUGACAGCAUGAGAGGAUGGGAUACAGGGCCCACCCCGAGACCCACGAUGGCCCCUGUGCACGUGCUCAGGCCCAUACGAAGGAUACUGCAGAAGGAGAUGGUGCGGGAGUGCCUGGCAGAGUUCAUGAGCACCUAUGUCAUGAUGGUAUUUGGUCUUGGUUCCGUGGCUCAUAUGGUUCUGGGACAGCAAAAGCUUGGGAGCUUUCUUGGUGUCAACUUGGGUUUUGGCUUCGGAGUCACCAUGGGAGUGUACGUGGCGGGCAGCAUCUCCGGGGCCCACAUGAACGCAGCAGUGACCUUCACCAGCUGUGCCGUAGGCCGAAUGCCCUGGAAGAAGUUCCCCGUGUAUGUGCUGGGCCAGUUCCUGGGCUCCUUCUCAGCUGCGAGCACCAUCUACUUAUUAUUCUAUAGUGCCAUUUACAAUUUUGCAAGCGGAGAACUGUUGGUGACAGGUUCCAAGGCCACCGCGGGCAUCUUUGCCACCUAUCUCCCUGAACACAUGACCUUGUGGCGGGGCUUCCUGGAUGAGGUAUUCUUGACCGGAAUGCUCCAGCUGUGUCUCUUCGCCAUCACUGACAAGGAUAACAGUGCAUCACUUCAAGGGGCUGAUGCCCUGGUGAUAGGCAUCCUUGUUUGCGUUAUUGGGGUGUCCCUCGGCAUGAACUCGGGAUAUGCAAUCAACCCAUCCCGUGACCUGCCUCCCCGCAUCUUCACUUUCAUUGCUGGCUGGGGCAAACAAGUGUUCAGUGCCGGGGACAAUUGGUGGUGGGUGCCAGUGGUGGCACCCACCCUGGGUGCCUACAUAGGUGGCAUUGUGUACCUGGGCAUAAUUCACCCCAGCAUACCACGGAAUCCUCAGAGACCGGAGAACUCUGCACCAGGAAACCAGAACGUAACCGUACCACCCAAGGUUCCCCUCACCUCCGUCACCUCCACCUAACCUGCCCCAUCCCUCUGUGGCUCUAUGCCUCUGGGGUGCUUCUAAGUAGAGCUAUCUGUGACCACAACCCUGCUGCAAUAAAGCACACCUCACUGGCA
Molecule: messenger RNA, 1466 nt
Organism: Peromyscus eremicus (cactus mouse)
Lineage: Eukaryota; Metazoa; Chordata; Mammalia; Rodentia; Cricetidae
Gene: Aqp7
Product: aquaporin 7
Exons: 7
Coding region: 436-1368 (310 amino acids)
Biological process (GO): water transport; glycerol transmembrane transport
Cellular component (GO): plasma membrane; basolateral plasma membrane
Molecular function (GO): urea transmembrane transporter activity; water channel activity; glycerol channel activity
Source: RefSeq, a predicted model, not a curated record